Molecule: messenger RNA, 498 nt
Organism: Closterium sp. Yama58-4
Lineage: Eukaryota; Viridiplantae; Streptophyta; Zygnematophyceae; Desmidiales; Closteriaceae
Source: the annotation of a GenBank genome assembly
AUGGGUAGCAGUGCGUCUAGCAGAGCAUGUGCACUUCCCCCUCAUGACAGGCGACGACCUCGAUGGCAUGGUGCUCAAGGCACCCCUCUCUUCAGCAUCAUCCCUAGCUUUAACACUCUUGUUCCCUCUCCACCACUCUCCACCGCUCUCCACCACAGGCGGGCAGCAGUGCGUCAAGCGGAGCACGUGCGCUUCCCCCUCAUGACAGGAGAUGAUUUAGAGGACGUGGUGCUCAAGGCACCUGAAGUGGACAGCCCCGAAUGCCAGGCGCUGGCACUAGCAGUGGCAGCGACGGUGGAGUCUGCCACGUUUGGGAUCGGUGGGAAGCGGUUCUACCUGUCAGCGCGGCACGGGCGGCGGGACGAUGGCACGGAGACUCUUGACAUUCACCUGCACCUGGAGAACAGCCACAGCGUGCAGCCGGAGAUCCAGGUGUGUGCGUGCUGUGCUGUAGGUGCAAGCACAGACCAGUCCCACACCGUGCAGCCGGAGAUCUAG